Messenger RNA from Papaver somniferum (opium poppy), 1598 nucleotides. RefSeq names its product helicase SEN1-like. Bases 347 to 1564 code for a protein of 405 amino acids. The transcript is spliced from 4 exons. Lineage: Eukaryota; Viridiplantae; Streptophyta; Magnoliopsida; Ranunculales; Papaveraceae. Gene Ontology annotation, molecular function: helicase activity. The record is from RefSeq and is a predicted model, not a curated record.
CCACUCCACCACCACCAUCUCCAUCCUGUCUCAAAGACGCGUCCCUUCUUUUCGUUCGGUUUUUCACCCCAAACCAAAGUUAAUAUUUUAAUUAAUAAUUUCCCGCUGCUAUUCUCAAACUCCACAGUCUACUGUAAAACUUCCAUACUAGCAUUUUUCACACAAAAAUCAAAACUCAACAAAAUCCACUCACUGCAGAAAAAAUAAGAAUCCUGGUGAACAGUAGCAGAUUUUUGGUUAUUUUAUUUUGAAAUGUUGAUGCAGAGAUGAGAUUGGAGAUGAAGUAGAAUGUGGCGGUGAAGUGGUUGAAAUCGUAGAAUGUGGCGGGUGAAGUGGUUGAACUGAAAUGGUAGAACAUGGCGGUGAAGUGGUUGAAAUGGUAGAAGGUGGCGGGGAAAUGGUUCAAAUGGCUCAUUCUGGCUGUUCCAAAUAUAGAUAUCCGGAGAAAGAUUUGAUUGAUUUGGUGUUCUCCUGGACUCUCGAGGAUAUAUCCAAUGAAGAGUUAUAUAAAGACCAGGUGGAAAAGAUCCCUGAAUGUUUCCAGUCAGCGGAGUAUUACCUUGGUUCUUACACUUUACCAUUAAUUGAGGAAACUUGUUCUGAGUUGUUUUCAAGUAUGGAGGUGUUACAUGAUGCACCAUUCGCUGAAGUAAUCUCAGUAAAGGAGUCUGUGUCACAUGGUUCAUUUCUGUAUGAGCUUCAAUUUGAUUCUUGGAGGAACAUAAAUAGUGAUAGUGGCAAAGAGGCAUACUCUCCCAAAUGCGGUGACCUUUUUGUUUUGUCUAAUGUGGUGCCUGAAAUUGCUUCGGAUUUGGAACAGUGUGUAAGGACAUGUACUUUUGCUUUGGUCAUGAAAGAUAUGAAGGAGUCCAAUGCUACAGAAAAUGAUAAAUUAUCAAGUUAUUUAAAGUUUCGGACAUCAAAGUUGGUUGAGGCUAAAGAUGGUAUGCGAAACUCCGUUUUUGCUGUGUUUCUGGUUAAUAUGACUACAAAAAUUAGAAUAUGGAAAGCACUACACAUGUCUGGAAACUUACAGAUCAUUAAGGAAGUUUUGCGCCCCAAUUCGACGGUUGAAGAAAUCUGUCAUUUUUGUUCUUUACAAGAUGAUAACGCCUGGGAUGAACAACUUGGCCGCAGAUUAUCAUUAGUCCUCGAUGAGUCCCAAGCAAUUGCAGUGCGUAGUUCUGUUUCGGUAGCACAGUGCAAUCAUAAGUCUUCUGUUAAACUUAUUUGGGGUCCACCCGGGACUGGUAAAACUAAAACUCUGAGUAUCUUGUUGUACACCCUCUUAAGUAAGAGCUGUAGAACACUUGCAUGUGCUCCAACAAAUGUUGCAGUUAAGGAAGUGGCGUCGCGCGUCCUAAAGCUUGUUGAAAAUCCUCACCACAUGGAUCCAGAACAGGAUGGGUUGUUAUGUUCACUGGGAGAUUUGCUCUUAUUUGGGAAUAGGAAUCGCUUGGAAAUUUUUGAUGAUCUUGAGGAGAUUUUUUGGAUUAUCGUGUGGACAGGCUUGUGGAAUGUUUUGCGCCGCCCAACAGUUGGAAGAAAUGCUUUACAUCCAUGAUAAAAUUCCUUGAAGACUGUGUUGCUGAAUAUCG